AUGCACAAGAAGGCGGCGCUGCCGCAGAUCCCGGGCAGCCGGCGGGAGCUGGCGGAGCUCGUGAAGUGGAAGCAGGAGCUGGUGGAAACACUGGCCAACUUGGAGAGACAGAUCUGUGCUUUUGAAGGAAGCUACCUGGAAGACACUCAGAUGUAUGGCAACACUAUUCGUGGCUGGGAUCGGUACCUGACGACAAAAAACUCCAAUAGCAACAACGAUAAGGAGCGGCGCUUCAGUAAACCCUCAGUCACUUCAGCAGCUGCAGCAAGUGCAUUGGCAGGAGUUCAGGACCAGCUCAUUGAAAAGAGGGAGCCAGGAAGUGGGACGGAAAGUGAUACUUCUCCAGACUUCCACAAUCAGGGAAACGAGCCCAGCCAGAAGCACCCUGAGAAUCUGGAUGGCUCUGCGCGGGGAGUGAAACCUCAGAAGGCUGCUUCUUCUACUUCCUCAGGGAGCCGUCAGAGCAGCCGUAAAAAACGAAAGAAUAAAAACCGGCACAGGACUGAUCUGAAGUUAAACAAAAAACCACGAGCUGAUGAUUAG
This is a messenger RNA of Balaenoptera musculus (blue whale), 543 nucleotides long. RefSeq names its product chromatin modification-related protein MEAF6-like. Gene Ontology annotation, cellular component: NuA4 histone acetyltransferase complex. NCBI's taxonomy places the organism in Eukaryota, Metazoa, Chordata, Mammalia, Artiodactyla, Balaenopteridae. The record is from RefSeq and is a predicted model, not a curated record.